UCUCCGUUUCUUACCUUCGUCCCCCUCUCUCUUCUCCUCUCACGCUCCUUUCAUCUGUCUCCUUCUGUCUCUGAGGCUUCCUUCAUUCCCGUGUCCCUUCUUUCACACAGCCAAGAUGGCGAUGCAAGACUUACUCAAAGCUGAUAACAUCAAGGCGGCCCUGGACACAUUCAAAGCCGCCGACUCCUUUGACCAUAAGAAGUUCUUCGAGCUGGUUGGUCUGAAGGCCAUGUCUGCAGAGGAUGUUAAGAAGGUCUUCAGAGUCCUGGACGUCGAUGCCAGUGGCUUCAUCGAGGAAGACGAGCUCAAGUUCGUGCUGAAGGGCUUUUCCAAAGACGGCAGAGAUCUGACCGAUAAGGAGACCAAAGCCUUCCUCACUGCCGCCGACAAGGACGGAGACGGCAAGAUCGGCAUCGACGAGUUUCAAGCCAUCGUGCACCAGUAAACGGAAAAACAUCUGGCAACCCGAAACACGUCCUCCUGUCCUCCUGUCCCUCACUCUGUCCCUCUGUCCCUCUAUUUAUUUACGUUUUUUAUACAGAAAACACCCACAUCACCUGCCGGGAAUCCUGCUUUCUGUUUUUCACACCUUUUCCCAUCACUCUCUCCACCAUUCUGUUCUUACUCUUCUUUUUUCUGUUUCUCCGCCCCGCCCUGUCCCUCCCAACCCUCUCCCUCGCUCCCUCGGAUAGAGCCGACGAUGAGCAAAAAAAACAAAAAAACAAAAUCAAAGACGACAAAGCGUGACGACAAAGCUGUGAAAAAAGAAAAGAGAGAAAAAUGAAAAA
Ictalurus furcatus (blue catfish) is the source of this 788-nucleotide messenger RNA. It is a transcript of the gene pvalb7, whose product is annotated as parvalbumin 7. Gene Ontology annotation, cellular component: cytoplasm; nucleus. Bases 116 to 445 code for a protein of 109 amino acids. The record is from RefSeq and is a predicted model, not a curated record. The transcript is spliced from 5 exons. Gene Ontology annotation, molecular function: calcium ion binding. Lineage: Eukaryota; Metazoa; Chordata; Actinopteri; Siluriformes; Ictaluridae.